AUGGAAAAUCGUGAUAAGAUUGAUGAUGUUUAUGGAGAGAUUUUUCUAGCAUUAGAGGGGAAGGCUGAUACCCUUGUCCAUUUUAUAACGAGCUUUCAAGAUAAUGAUUAUAUCCUUGGGUUUAUACCAAUAAAAUUUUCAAAAUUUUACAACUUAAAGACAUUAAUAAUUAAUGAUUCUUAUGUCGAAUAUGAGCGUCAAUUGAAACAUUUAAGUUAUCAAAAUCUCGAAGUCUUUCAAAUCGAUUUCAUUAAAACCAGCACACUUAUUUAUAUAAUUAAUAAUAGUGGUGGAAAUCUCAGUAAGAUUAUAGUAGGUGGAUGUAGUUACAAUGGAGAUGAAGAUCUGAUUAUCAUUCGUACAAUUCAUGAGAAGUGUCCUUUGAUUGAAUAUUUAACCCUUACAUUCUCAUCAUCCGAUGAGAAUUUCAUGGAAUUCGAAAAAUUACUAAAUACUUGUCAAAAAUUGAAGACCUUAAUAUUAAACAUAGACGCUUUUUUAUCUGAAGGACAUUCGAUUGCAGAAAAAAGGCUUUUAUCUGGUGAAAAAUUAUCAAAAGCUUUAAUUAGAUCAGCUCCAUUUAAUCUAAGAAGACUUGUAUUUAAUGGAAUUAAUCAUGAUUAUGGACCUAGGUUUUCAUUUAAGACCUUGAAAGAUUUUUUUGAAAAUUGGAAAGGUCGAACUUCACUUUCCAUAUUUACACCGGACCGUCAUUAUAAGGCAAAAGAGUAUGACGAAAUGAUAAGCGGAUACUUGAAUGAUGGUGUGAUUAAAGAUUUUAGUUAUAACUUGAUAAAUUAUUUUAUGUAA
Molecule: messenger RNA, 810 nt
Organism: Funneliformis mosseae
Lineage: Eukaryota; Fungi; Glomeromycota; Glomeromycetes; Glomerales; Glomeraceae
Source: the annotation of a GenBank genome assembly